Molecule: messenger RNA, 300 nt
Organism: Podospora anserina S mat+
Lineage: Eukaryota; Fungi; Ascomycota; Sordariomycetes; Sordariales; Podosporaceae
Exons: 1
Coding region: 1-300 (99 amino acids)
Source: RefSeq, a predicted model, not a curated record
AUGGUCCUGCCUUCUUUCGCUAGGCAUCUAGAUUGGAUAUUCGGACCACGGGGCAUCUCUUCUCUGGAAGUUGUGGCAUUCGGGGAUUUCGCUCACGGUCGAAACGGUUGGGCAUUGCACAAUCUAUUCGUCUGCCGCCAACCAGGAAAGAGGUACCGCGUCUUUGACGCCAGGGAUAAGAUCAAUAGAUACGAGUGGAUCGACACGGCGCACAAGUAUAAGAGCUUUCUCGAGUCUUGUCCUAUUGGGCCUCUGGUAGACAGUCUCGAGGAUCGUACGCUGAAAUGGUGGAGGUUCUAG